Lacerta agilis (Sand lizard) is the source of this 1409-nucleotide messenger RNA. It is a transcript of the gene HOXD13, whose product is annotated as homeobox D13. Gene Ontology annotation, biological process: regulation of transcription by RNA polymerase II. Gene Ontology annotation, molecular function: RNA polymerase II cis-regulatory region sequence-specific DNA binding; DNA-binding transcription factor activity, RNA polymerase II-specific. Lineage: Eukaryota; Metazoa; Chordata; Lepidosauria; Squamata; Lacertidae. The transcript is spliced from 2 exons. The record is from RefSeq and is a predicted model, not a curated record. Bases 8 to 1273 code for a protein of 421 amino acids.
GGAGCCAAUGGGGGCUCCCUGCUGGCCCUCCCUGCGAAGUCAGGCGCCGCGUCCCCCCUCCCAGCGUGGCCUUAGUUUUUAUAAACCAUCCCGAGCUGGGGGCGAGCGAGGCCGCCCCGUCCAGCGCUCCGUCCCAGGCAGCAGUCGCCCCGGCUACGGUGGCUUGGCGCGCCAUGAGCUGCUGGGGGUCGCCGCCGCCGCUGGGCCGAGGCGAGGAGGAGGGAGACCAGGAAGAGGAGAAGGAGAAGCAGCAGCGGCGGCGUCCCCGCCUUCAGAGAGGCUCUUCGGCGCAGGCAGCAUGAGCCGCGCAGGCAGCGGCUGGGAGAUGGAGGCGCUGCGGACAGACGCCGGCGGCGGCGGGAGCAGCAGCGGCCGAGGCCAGUGCCGCAAUUUCCUAUCGCCGUCGGUCUUCGGGGCGCCGCCGCCGCCGUCGGGUCGAGCUGCUGGUCCCGCCACCUCCUCGGGCUUCCCCUACGAGCGCUCGGGCUCGUCGGCCGGGGCGCGCUCUUCGUCGUCGUCGUCCGAGGCGGCCCCUUCCAAGGACUGCUCAAGCGGUGGUCCCCCGACGGCCACGGCCGCGGCCGCCGCGGCCGCCGCUCUAGGCUACCACCCGGGCUACCACCCCUUCGGCAACGGCUACUACAGCUGCCUGCAGCAGAACGCCGCGCUCAAAGCCUCCCCGCACGCCGCCUUCCCCGUGGAGAAGUACAUGGACGUGGCCGGCUUGGCGAGCACCAGCGUUCCGUCGGGCAGCGACGUUUCCUCGCGAGCCAAGGAGGUAUCUUUCUAUCAGGGCUACGCUGCUGCUGCCGCCGCCGCCAGCCCUUACCAGCAUGUGCCCGCCGGCUACCUGGACAUGGUCUCCACCUUCGGCUCGGCAGCGGGCGGCGAGCCCAGGCACGAGACGUACAUCUCCAUGGAGGGCUACCAGUCGUGGACAUUGGCCAACGGGUGGAACGGCCAGGUGUACUGCGCCAAAGACCAGGCCCAGGGCUCUCACUUUUGGAAGUCCUCCUUCCCAGGGGACGUUGCACUAAACCAGCCAGAUAUGUGUGUCUACCGGCGAGGGAGGAAGAAGCGCGUGCCUUACACGAAACUGCAGCUCAAGGAACUGGAGAGCGAGUACGCCGUGAACAAAUUCAUAAACAAGGACAAGAGGCGGAGGAUAUCAGCGGCCACCAACCUCUCGGAGAGACAAGUCACUAUUUGGUUUCAGAACCGCAGGGUCAAGGACAAGAAGAUAGUCUCCAAGCUGAAGGACAAUGUCUCCUGAUCCGUUUUGGGGGGAUCUAUCUCUAUCUAUAAAUAUAUAUAUAUAUAAAUAUAUAUUAAUUGCAAACCAUCCACUAUCGGCUCAAAAAAACUUUUGGAAAGACUUGAAAUAUAUUUAAUAUUUUCCUCCAUGGGGA